AUGAGACUCAUCAUAGCAACAGCCGUUUACUUUGCCAUGGCGGCAUCUGGUCUCUCUCGCCAGAAAAGGGUGGACCUAAGCCCAGACCAGCUCACCUUCCGUCCAGCCUCCCGACCAAACGGCAUAGGCAUCCUCGUCAUCCCCGGCGGCGGCUACGAGACCGUCUCCCUCGACUUCGAGGGCGCCAACACUACGGCCUAUCUCAACGAGCGCGGCUACGACGCCUGGGUCCUGGACUACUCCGUCGCCACCACGGCCUCGACACCCCUGUACCCUGCGCCCAUGGACCAGGCCCUCGAGGCUGUGGCUGCCAUCCGUGACCAGGACCGCGGCGCUGCACUCUCCAAGCUGGGCAUCUGGGGCUACUCUGCCGGCGGGCACCUGGCCGCCAUGACCGUCACCAAUCCGGACGCCGCUCUGGACUUUGGUAUCCUGGCUUACCCCGUCAUCACGAUGGACCCGGCGCACGCGCACAUGGGCUCGCGGGACAACCUCAUCGGCACGGACCCUUCACCCGACCUGCAGGCCGCCACGUCGGCUGAGAACACCGUCACUGGCUCUACCCCGCCGAUAUUCCUGUUCCACACAUCAGAUGACGCCACCGUAGACGUGGAGAAUACCCUGCUCUUUUCCAACGCCAUGGCUGCCAAGGGGAGGCUGUUCCAGACCCUGAUACUGCCUAGUGGCCAGCAUGGACUAGGCCUCGCGCUUAACGAUCCCGUGCGAAAUUGGACGCCCGAGCUGGAGCGAUGGAUGAAGUAUUCUAUCUAA
Geosmithia morbida is the source of this 771-nucleotide messenger RNA. RefSeq names its product Acetyl esterase/lipase. NCBI's taxonomy places the organism in Eukaryota, Fungi, Ascomycota, Sordariomycetes, Hypocreales, Bionectriaceae. Bases 1 to 771 code for a protein of 256 amino acids. The transcript has 2 exons. The record is from RefSeq and is a predicted model, not a curated record. Gene Ontology annotation, biological process: proteolysis. Gene Ontology annotation, molecular function: serine-type peptidase activity.